AUGAACUUAGAUCAUGUUUCAAUCGGUGCACAAGUCACAGGUGUCAUUCUGGCAGGUGGACAAGCACGCAGAAUGGGGGGUAUCGACAAGGGCCUCGUUCAGCUUGCCGGGAGUCCGAUGUGCAGAAUUGUCAUUGACUUGUUAUCGCCGCAGGUAUCCGAAGUACUGAUCAAUGCCAACCGAAAUCUGGAAAGUUACGGUAGAUUCGGCGUACCUGUCAUUGAGGACGAUAUCAAAGGAUUUUUAGGCCCGCUCGCAGGUCUUGUCAGUGCGAUGAAAGUGGCAAAAACACCUUGGGUUAUCACAGUACCUUGUGAUGGACCGUUUUUGAAUCGAGAUUAUGUUGACCGAAUGAUGGCUCAGGCUGACAGCAGUAUUGAUAUCGUCGUCGCCAAAGAUGCGGAACGUCUGCAACCGACGUUCAUGUUGGCGAAAACUGAACUGUACAGUGAUUUGCUGUCUUUUCUCAAUGCUGGCGAGAGGAAGAUUGACAAAUGGUUUGUCAAUCAUCAAUAUGCAACUGCCGAUUUCUCUGAUUCGCCGGAUUGUUUCUUGAAUAUCAACACGUCGGAAGAUUGUGAACGUGCAGAAAGUCUAAUGGCUGAAAAAUGUAAGGAAGGACUGCCGAUUAUUGGAUUUGCGGCUUAUAGCGGAACCGGUAAAACAACCUUGGUCAGCAGAGUCAUUCCAAUUUUGCGCGAGCGUGGGUUGAGAAUUGGAGUCAUCAAACAUGCACACCACAGUUUCGUGAUUGACAGGCCGGGCAAGGACAGUUAUGAACUACGCAGUGCUGGAGCGCAACAGGUUCUGAUUGCGUCCAAGCAGAGAAUUGCGUGGGUGAUGGAGAAAGAAGACCACAGCGAGCCGGUUCUACGAGAAAUGCUGGCUCAGUUUUCGCAUCAAAAUCUGGACCUUGUCAUUGUCGAGGGCUUCAAGCAUGAACCGUUUACGAAAAUUGAAGUGUAUCGCUCUUCACUCAAGCAUGCACUGCUUGCCACAAAUGAUGCACAUGUCAUUGCAGUGGCGACAGAUAGGCCGGAACUUAUUGAUUUGGACGUUGUGGCUCUAAACCUCAGUGAUUAUGAAGCAAUCUCACAGUUCAUCAUUGACCGGAUGCAUAGCGGCUCGCUUACAACUCUACCAGUAACGUAA
Messenger RNA from Geodia barretti, 1152 nucleotides. The record is from the annotation of a GenBank genome assembly. Lineage: Eukaryota; Metazoa; Porifera; Demospongiae; Tetractinellida; Geodiidae.